UAGGACAACUGCAGCUUGUAUGACAACAACUGUAUCUCUUCUGACCAUUACAACUGCAGUACCUACUACUGCAGCUCCUACUACAACCACAUCAGCAGCGCCUACGACAACCACUGCAGCUCUUACUACAACAUCUGUAGAUACUACAACUACAACUAGAGCACUUGCUACAGAAACUACAAUUGCACCUAGUACAACAACCACAACUGCAACACGUACUACGACAACUGCAGCUCCUACGACAACUGCAGCUCCUACGACAACUGAAGCUCCUACGACAACCACAACUGCAGCUUUUACGAGAACUACCACUGCUCCUACUAUCAACAGCACCAUAGAAGCUCCUACUUCCACAACCAUAACUGAAGCUUCUAUAACCACCACAACUGUAUCUUCUACUAUGACAACCACAACUUCAGCUGCCAUAAUGACAACUACAAAUGCAGCUCCAACAAUGGCAACUCCAGCUCUUACAACCACCACCACCACUGUAGCUUCUAGCAUGGCAAUUCAACCUGCAGGUCCUACAACAACGACCACAACUGUUUCUCCAACAAUGACUGCAACUGCAGCACCUACAAGUACAACCACAAUUGCACUUCCAACUUUUACCUCAACUUCUAUGGCUUCAGUGACAUCAACAACCAGAUUUGGCACAGUGAUGGUUUUUGUUAGGCUGGUGUUCCAGCUCAACACACCAGUCCCCACUGAGGAUGAUGUCCUUGGUGUCAUCAACGAGCAACUGUCUCGCCAAUUGAACAUUCAGAGAAACACUCAAACCACCUUCCAGAAUGCAACUUAUAUCAAACUUACACAUACUUCAUUUGCCAUCGAUCUUGGUUUCAUAAUAACCAAUGUCACCAUGGAGUCUCGAAGAGAUAGACUCACAUUCACCAGUGAGACCUACAACAAGAUACAGGAUUCAAUUAACAGCCUACUCAAUGAUAUUCUUAGUAAACCAGAUGGCAAACAAUUUGUCUUUCCCAAUGCCAACUUCACUAUUGUUGGCACUCAAAUCAGGGCAGACAUGAUGUAUGUAUACAAAGAGGAAGACAUCAAGUUCCCUAGUGCUUUUCUAGAGGAAGUCUUAAAAGUCUCAGGUUUCCUAACAACCACGGUUGCCCCAACAACUACCAGCACCACACCACUUCCUACCCUUUUGCUGACCACUACUUUCAAUACCACAAGUGAUGGAGGUUUUCCUGGCUGGGCUCUGGCCAUUAUCAUCCCUUGUGGCAUCGCUAUCAUUCUGGUACCCCUGUGGAUCCUGCUAUGUUGCAUGCUAUGUGGCUGUUGUGCAGCUGUAAGGAGACACUGGCACAGACGGAGAUCUUACAAUGUACAGUACACCACCAGAAACGGUCUCUUCUGAGGUGACAUCGCUAACAUCUGUGGCCAAUUGUAAUCACAAGAACAGCCAAUCAUCUAUAUCUGCUAAUCACGGGACUUAUAACUUGACUACACAGGACUGCAUCUGAGAAGAUCAAGUGAAAAUGUAUAAUAGGCUUAAAAGGCCACAUGUUUUUUGUGCAAUGUACUACUUUUUAUAUUAUGCAUCUGAUUGUUAAUCAAAGUUACAGCUGAGCUGAACAAAGUAUGUUUAUAUAUUUAUUAGUUAUGUCAUUUGUGGUUUCAAGCUGUGCUGUCCACUGACUAAAACAGUUAUCAUUUAUUUAUUUAAUGUAUAAUAAGCUUCAUUCCAAUAUUUAUUUUUUGUUUGUUAUUUCCUCUCUUGAUUAACUAUGAACUAAUUUAUUUUAAACUGCAAUACAGUACUUGUUUCUUCAACUUACAGUUUGACAAAUGUAAUGAAAAUAUUUCACAUACUAUUAUUACAUCAAAUUUUAUGAAUAGGUUUGACUGCAGGGUGAUUAUAGACAGCACAUCUAAACAUGAUAAGUAGUUAAAAUUGUCCAACCUGGCACCUUUAAAAAUCUAUUUAAAGACCCAGGGGUAUCUUCUGUAUACCAUCCCUACCUUGUCACAACACA
Salmo salar (Atlantic salmon) is the source of this 1991-nucleotide messenger RNA. Lineage: Eukaryota; Metazoa; Chordata; Actinopteri; Salmoniformes; Salmonidae. The record is from RefSeq and is a predicted model, not a curated record.